Messenger RNA from Blumeria graminis f. sp. triticale, 1635 nucleotides. NCBI's taxonomy places the organism in Eukaryota, Fungi, Ascomycota, Leotiomycetes, Helotiales, Erysiphaceae. The record is from the annotation of a GenBank genome assembly.
AUGAAGUCAGAAUACGGAAGUGCCAGCGAGAACUCCACCCUUCUUGGCGUGCAAAGAAAAAAAACAGGGUUGAUAGGCAGAUACGGAUGGAUGGAAUUGAGCCUUUUCACUUGGGCUGUUGUCGCCACAUUUACUGCUGGAUUUUUGGCUUUCGUUUCCAAGCAUCACGAAUCCCUUCAAGGAAGUCAGGUGACAAAACUGGUAUCAGGAAAGCGAAAUUUAGUGUUCAUGGUAUCAGAUGGAAUGGGACCUGCUAGCUUGUCGAUGGCUAGAAGUUUUCGUCAAUAUGAAGCCGGUUUACCUAACGAAGAUAUACUAAACCUCGACCGAUACUUGAUUGGAUCCUCCAGGACGAAAUCUAGCAGCAGUCUAGUCACCGACAGUGCUGCUGGUGCCACAGCCUUCUCAUGUGGGAAAAAAAGCUACAAUGGUGCCAUCUCAAUGCUACCAGACUUUGCUCCCUGCGGAACUGUCCUAGAAGCUGCGAAAAAAGCAGGAUAUAUGACGGGCUUAGUUGUGACUACGGACAUUACAGAUGCUACGCCAGCUUGUUUCGCUUCGCAUGUCAAGAAUCGAAGGUAUGGCGAUGAUAUCGCACUUCAGGAAGUUGGAGAGAACCCACUCGGUCGCGUCGUUGAUCUAAUGUUUGGAGGAGGCCUCUGUCAUUUUCUUCCCAAUACAACGCAUGGUAGUUGUCGACGGGACGAUAGAAAUGUUAUUAAGAUUGCAGAAAAUGAUUUUGGUUGGAAUUAUAUAAGCAGCCGAAAGGAAUUUGACGCACUAAGACCCGGAAAAUCGAUGAAUUUGCCUUUACUCGGGCUUUUUGCAGAGUCAGAUAUACCCUACGAACUUGAUCGACGCAAUCUUAACGAUGUUUAUCCCUCACUUGAUGAAAUGACUCGAACGGCACUCAAAGCUCUCGAGAUGGCCACUAAAAAUAGCGAUAAAGGUUUUUUCUUAAUGAUUGAAGGAAGUCGAAUUGACCAUGCCGGUCAUGGGAAUGACCCUUCCGCGCAAGUUAGGGAAGUAUUGGCAUAUGAUGAAGCAUUCUCAAGUGUCGUAAGAUUUAUAGAGGAAUCAGAAACUGAAGGUGUACUGGUCUCAACAUCAGACCAUGAGACUGGUGGCUUAUCAGUUGCAAGGCAAUCAACUUCUCAAUAUCCUGUCUACAAAUGGUAUCCAGAAGCGCUAGCAAAUUCUUCAAGAUCUGCAGAGUUUCUCGCGGCUGAGCUGAAGAGGUUUAUGGCGACAGAUCAAAAUGGAAAUUCUCUAGAGAAUUUCAUUAGCGAAGAGCUUGUGCAAAAGGGCUUGGGCAUAGUUGAUGCAUCAAGAGCCGAAAUACAAAUGCUUAUCGACGAGCCCUCUCUGAGCAUUUACACCUUUGCAGACAUGGUAAGCCGGAGGGCCCAGAUUGGAUGGUCUACUCAUGGCCACUCUGCGGUGGAUGUUAACGUCUACGGAACUAUUGGCUCUGAAUCUCUGCGGGGGAAUCACGAGAAUACAGAAGUAGGAGAAUUUCUUCGAAAAUACCUAGAUGUUGAUGUUGAUGCUAUCACUAAGGAGCUACGGGAGAACUUCAAUGCUUCUAAACUCACAGAAACAUUAUCAAUAUCAUUGUCAGAGAAAAUAGUAUAG